Molecule: messenger RNA, 2593 nt
Organism: Arachis stenosperma
Lineage: Eukaryota; Viridiplantae; Streptophyta; Magnoliopsida; Fabales; Fabaceae
Exons: 13
Coding region: 1142-2362 (406 amino acids)
Source: RefSeq, a predicted model, not a curated record
AAAAAUUUUCUCGAAUAGGAGGAGUUUAUUAGCUUGAGAAUUCUUUUCCAGCAUAUAGUUAUUCAUUUCCUAAGCACCUUAAAUAAUUUAUUCCAUCAGAUAAGUGGCAUGAAGGUCAACGAGAGGAUACACAGAAGGAGUUGCACCCAACAAGAGGAGUUAUUGAAGGAGAUAGAGCCAAGGCAUUUCAAUUACAGGUUGAAGUUUUUCAUCUCAAGCAGAGACUGCAAUCAAAACUUUCCAUGUGUAGUGAAAAGCAAACACGAAGGAGUCAAUUUACACAUGAUUCGUGAAGCUGUCUAUCACGGGACCAUACACCGUACCAUUCAUCAUUUUACAUUUUCUCAAAUGCGUCACUCGCUUCAACACGCUUUGAGAUUUACACCAUAAUUGUCUUACCCUAUGAGUUGUGAAGAUGAGGUAAGGUGAGUGCACAGCACAUGCUUGAUGAAUUGAUCACUCAAACAUUGCAGAAUGCAGAGUAUCAAAGUGAAUUAUAGGGAACAGUAAGUACCAUCAAUUUAGGAACCAACAUAAAUAUACAAGUUGAAAAGAACAUGACAAAAUAGCCCAAAGAUAGGUUCACGGGUCACUACACUAUUAACCUCUUUCUAGUAAAAUAUAAGAGUGCGAAUCCCACUAGCUACAUGCCAACAAUUCAUUUCAUACUAUAGGAAAAUUAUCAGGUGUUCCUCAGAACAUCGGUGUUCCAGUUGUUUUAACCGUUGAUUUUAAUUAAUAUAUAUUAUAUAUAAUUUUUAUAAUUCAGAUCAACGAUUAAAACAACUGGAAUACCGGUGUUCCUGGUACACCUGAUAACCUUCCCAUACUAUAUAUUUCAACAAUAUUAUUUCUUUAUUGCAAUCCAUUUAUCAUUACAUUUCUGUACUCUCAAGUCUGAAUCUCCAUCUAUAUUUCAUUAUUCUCAUCACAGAAACUAAAGCAUUAUUUAUCAGUUUAGCUUGGCUGCAAAACAUAAUUGCUAUAGCUAAAAAGUUUAUUAGCUUUCUAUUAUUACCUUCUAAAAGGUAGCUUAAAAUAAUGACUAUGAGCAAAGUGUGGCACAUAUAUAAUUAGCUCAACUGUUCACAUUAUUUGUGUAUAGCAACAGGUUUAAUUACUUUAUCAUUCAUUCACCUUCAUGGACUCAGCUCCUUGUAGUUCUUGGCUGCAAGCCUUGUUCUCUCUCUUGGCAUUGGGUUGGGUCUUGAGCUGUUGUGGAGGUGUUCGUGGAGGGACCACCCCAACAAAAGUGAGCAGCUUCUCAAAGGUGGAGGAUGCUGUGAACUUCCACAUUUAUUAUGGCCAGACCUUCAAAGUCAUUAAAAAUGCUAUUGAUGGCCAGAGCUACCUUCUUCUCCAGAAUAAUUCAAGGAUUGCAUCAAGGACUAAAUACUGCACCUCAAGAAUCAAAUCAUUUGUCAUUCCAUUGUCAAACUAUUCUGUUGAUACAGAUUAUUUUCCAGUUUCCUUCUUAGAGAUUUUAGGUUUGCUGGAGAGCUUGAAAGGCAUAACAGCAGACUCGGUGGCUUCUCCAUGUGUCUUGAAAUUGCGUCAAGAAGGGCAGAUUCAAAUAUUAAACAAAAGUGAUUAUCAACAGAUUGCACAGUUCUCAGCACACUUCUAUAGUGACACUGAUCAACAACCAGCUUGCAACUUUGCAACUUUUGUUCCCUUUGUCGAGGAUACGCCUUUGCAGAGAGCAGAGUGGAUCAAGUAUAUUGGAGCUUUUGCAAAUGUUGAAGCUAGGGCCAAUCAAGUUUAUGCUGCAGUUAAGGAGAAUUAUUUGUGCAUGGCUAAACUCACAACGAAUCGAACAUCAUUCAAGCCAACAGUAGCUUGGAUGAAGUAUGAUAAUGGUGUUUGGUCUUUUACAAAGGAAGCAUAUCAAUUGAAGUAUGUAGAAGAUGCGGGAGGAGAGAAUUUGGAUGCUUCUAUAAACAAGAACACUUACAAUGUCUCUAAUCCUGAUGAUGUAGAGGAACUCCAUGCCAUCUUAUGUACCGUGGAAGUAGUCAUCGACGAAACAUUAACUUCUGAUCCAGCCAACUACAUGCUAUCAACAUUUAUCCAAAAUUUAAACAUUGAAGAUCGUUCUUGUUUUUCCUUUCUUACAAACACAAGCCUAUGGAGAUAUGACAAAAGGAUUCAAAAUUAUACACUAGAUUGGUAUAAUGGAGCAUUGGCCCAACCUCAAUUGGUAUUAGCAGAUCUAAUUGAAGUUUUAUUUCCUACCGGAAAUUACAAUAUGACUUACUUUAGGAACCUUGCAAAGGGAGAAGCACCUAUAAACAUUGGUCCUGAAAUGUGUGAUAGGAAUACUUCCACUACAAUGGACCCUACAGUAGUAGCAUGUGGAUGAUUAUAUCUCAAAUCUCAAAUUACUUUUUUCUUUUAAAAAAAAAUAUAGGAUCUAUACGUUUUUUAAUUAUUAUUAUUUGUACUCAGCAAUGAGUAUCGAUAGUUCUAUACACAGAAUGUAAUAAUGCCACUUUUUUGUUUGGUACCAUUUUAACUACAAAAAUUGAACUUACGACUAUUGGUUAUGAAAUUAAAGAACUUACCAUCUUGAUUAAUUUUAAGUUAAUUAGUA